AUGGGCCAAGCUCCUUCCCAGGAUCGCAGGGCUCGACGAACCCAUGAGCAACUGACACACGAGCUCGCAUACAGAUUCAAAGAAAAGUGCUUUACGUCGAUUGAGUAUUACUCGCUGAAGGAUGUGUUCAAGAGCCUGGCGGACCAGCAGGGAGACAUUCGGUACCUUAAGGAAGACACCAUAGCUCGCUUCUUGGAGAUCCCAGACAUUCUUGGAGCAUCGCCUGUAGUUUUCCACAUGGUUUCAUAUCUUGGUGCUUUCCCCUUCCUGCAAGAGGCGCCGGUGGUACUGGAGCUUGCGCAGCUGAUAAUGGUCGUUGUCAUCAUGACGGAACGGUAUAAACGCGUCCUUGCCAAGGGGUCAACAGACAGAACAAAGCUUCUCUUCAAAAGUUUAGCGGUUUAUGACCGGAAAGUGAUGGAGGCUGAGACCAAUGAGCAGGAUUCUCCCUCCUCUGACAGCGCGAGGAAGCAACCUAGUGCUCAAUCCCAAUCCCAAGGGUUUGCAGUCGAUCAGCCUGGCCUGGGCGAUGAAGACGAGGACGAAGAGGAUGAUGAUGACCUAGUUCUCACGGCGUUUGAGUUGCUCAAUGUCAACGAGGCGGUCAAGCGAGGCGACGUCUCUACUAUUCACGAAGCGAUUAUUCCAACGGAUAACUUCCGGAAACUGAUAAUGCUGUUACUAUUAGCUGCCCCUCUGGAUCCUCAGGAGAGCUUGUCGCAAUAUUCCACCCGAGUCGCGGAUCAAGAGUUGGAGCUACUCCGAGCCACAGCAGAGUGUGUCCUAGCUGCCUUUGUUAAUGUUGAAACCUCUCCAGGUAUUAGAUAUACUCGAUUCAAAACAGUCAUCCCGGCCCUGUUUCCCAAUCUCUUUUCUGGAUUCAAUGGACUCUUUGAGCACUUCCUUUUCUCCAAGGAGCUCGAUUUUUCGAAGCGCAAGGACAAUCAGCCCCGCGAGCCACAGCAUAUUGGCAAGAUAGCACAGCCUUUAUUACCGACCCCCGGCGACAUCCUAAACGAACACACGCUGUCGCAGCUUUCACUAUUUCUCCCUGGGUCUUCAUUAUUUCGAAGAGUGAGAUUGCUGUAUUCUGGCAAUGAGGCCGGGUUUUCCAUGGGGAGCCUUGAGUCAAAGAUAUUCAACUGGAGAGCGCCAACAAUCCUUUUGGUGAGCGGAACAAGAUUAGAAGAUACCCCCGAUGGUGGCCAGGAAGCUUCAUUUGCUGCCUCGCUUCCACCGAAACGCGUCCCCCACGGCAGCAAAUCCGAGCGAGUGACAUUUGGAGCUUACAUCAGAGAGCCAUGGAAGCACACCCAUCGAGAGUGCUUUGGCGAUUCUGAAACAGUCCUCUUCCAACUGGAACCAAUCCACGACGUCUUUACCGCCAGCACCAUCAACACGGACUAUGUUACUUUUACAAAGCCUCCUGGAAACCGACCCUGUCUCUCAUUUGGCUGUCCACAUCCCAAGCCAACACAGUCACAUCGGAAACAAGGCCUGCAUGCCUUGGGGGCCGUUUCUUUACUAUUUGACGAAUCCUUUGAGUUUGGAGUGUUCAACCAUGACUACAAGUCAAGAGGAGGUGCUUUUCAUACUAGCAUUAUAAGAAAGUACGACUUCCAAGAUCGAUUCCGCAUUGAGAGCUUGGAGGUCUGGGGCUGUGGUGGCGACGAUGAGGCCAAGGCGCAAGCAGAGCGAUGGGCUUGGGAAGAGCGAGAAGCUGAAGCCCGCCGGAGAGUUAACCUAGGAACGGGAGAUAUCGAUGCAGAUAGAGCUCUGCUGGAAAUGGCUGGCCUAGUAGGGGGAAAUCGCAGCGGUGGCUCAAUGGGUUAA
Molecule: messenger RNA, 1833 nt
Organism: Trichoderma gamsii
Lineage: Eukaryota; Fungi; Ascomycota; Sordariomycetes; Hypocreales; Hypocreaceae
Exons: 2
Coding region: 1-1833 (610 amino acids)
Source: RefSeq, a predicted model, not a curated record